Messenger RNA from Exserohilum turcica Et28A, 1758 nucleotides. RefSeq lists its product as uncharacterized. Lineage: Eukaryota; Fungi; Ascomycota; Dothideomycetes; Pleosporales; Pleosporaceae. The record is from RefSeq and is a predicted model, not a curated record. Gene Ontology annotation, biological process: positive regulation of transcription by RNA polymerase II. Gene Ontology annotation, molecular function: zinc ion binding; transcription cis-regulatory region binding; DNA-binding transcription factor activity, RNA polymerase II-specific. Gene Ontology annotation, cellular component: nucleus. The coding region runs from base 1 to 1758 and encodes 585 amino acids. The transcript is spliced from 2 exons.
AUGAGCCACGACGAGCUGCGAGGCACAGACACUGAUGACCAUGACGGCAGGAGGCGCAAAGUACGAUGCAACGAGCACCGCCCGCGCUGUUCUCACUGCGAGCGCUUGAAUCUUGACUGUACUUGGCACCGUCCAGCUCCCGCGCGGAGCAGCAGCAUCUCGCAUCCCUCCCGCUCGCUCGUGACCAGUGCUGCCCAUGGCCAGCAUCCGUCCUUUGCCUCGGCCUCGCUGCCGCUGGAUGCCUAUGGCUACAGCCUCGACAUUUCCGGCCCGCUCAGCAUGGGCGUCUGGGACGAAGCCAUGCUGCUGAGCCCGAGUGCGUGGCCCACUGACGCCAUGCCCGCGGCCGACUCCAUCUACCAACUCCACGAUGCCCAUCAGUCCGCAGGCCCGCUGGUCGAAGUCGCUCCCGCCGUCAGAAGCCAGCCGCGCCACUACCGGCCCGACGCAGAGUGCACGUCGUCGCCCUUUUCCACCGAGAGCGCGCCCAACGGGCACGCCGUCGAAGAGCUGCUGCUCAACUCGUUUCUCCAGAUGCUCAUGCCCCCUAUCCUGACGCCCGUAGAGAUCGGCCCAAAGUGGUCCUCUACGCGCGCCUUCUUCGCCACCAUGGCAGCCGAAUCGCCCCUCGUCAAGAGUGCAAUCAUGGCUUUUGCCGCCAUGCAGAUGCAGCGCGGCGGCCUGGGCGGAGACGCUGCAAAGGUCGACUGGAGACUGCUCUACGACAAGGCCUUCAGCCGCCUGCCUAGCCGCUCCGCAGAAGCACGACCCGCUGACAAGGCUGACGGGGCCUCCAGCCAUGGGCUCAGACAUGUGCUCGCUGCCCUCUUUCUGCUGACGUACAUUGAUCUGUUGACAGAAACCCUCACCAGAGCGCAUGCCAACCUCCGAGAAGCCUACAACCUUAUUCAAAACGCAGAGUCCAAGACCUUUUCGCUUCCUGAGCGUCGCUUGAUCUCCUGGCUGCGUCUCCUCGAUGCACGCGCCGUAUCGACAGCUGGGGGCGAGGGACUGUUUCUCGCAGAAACAGACGAAUCCCUCUUCGAUGCCUCGCCUGCCGCCAUCCCCGGCUUGGAGCCAGAGACGUCUGACCUUGAGAUUGAGGACAUCCUUUUUGACGUCUUGUACAGACCCGGCAUCGUCUUUUUUCACAAGAUCCACUCUGUUGCUGGCCGCAUCACACGCAUCGAUCCCUGGCAUCGUAGUCGUGGUACUGUCGAAGACGAGACAGAGGUCAUGGCACUGGCUGCCCAGAUUUCAAAGGACUUGCACACCAUUUACAGCCAACGUCCAAUAUUGAUGGAUCACGCCAUAGCCGGAAACCUGACUGAAAAGCAUCUGGCUAAGAACCUGGCACGCGCACUCACCCAAGGGUUUCGCACAUACCUAUGUAAUUACUACGCUUCCUUCCUGCAUCUCCACCGCGUUGCAUAUGUUCAAUACCCCAAAACCCAAGAUGUCAUUGACGCUGUUGCAAACAUCAAGCGCUUGUGCCAUCUCAUGACGCAGUCCGAUGAGCGUCUGCCGGUAAAUGUGUUGUGGCCGCUUUUUAUGGCAGGCUGUGAGGAAGAGGAUGUCGAAGAGCGAAAGUGGAUUCUUGAAGCAAUACGGGGACUUGGCGUAGCCACAAAUGCAAAGGCUACAGCUGACCUGCUUGAAGAAGUACAACGGCGACAGGAUGAGAGUCAGAAGAGGGUAGACGCUCGGCUCUGUAGUUCGCAGUUUUUUUCAUCGCCUGACCAUUUUGCAAUUGUAUGA